Messenger RNA from Chara braunii, 6852 nucleotides. NCBI's taxonomy places the organism in Eukaryota, Viridiplantae, Streptophyta, Charophyceae, Charales, Characeae. The record is from the annotation of a GenBank genome assembly.
GCUGACGGUGGUGGUCCAAACAGAGUUAGAUGCAUCUCCCUUAGCCUUGAUGUGGAUGGUGGUGGUCCAGACACAGUUAGAUGCAUCUCCCUUAGCCUUGAUGUGGAUGUAAGAGGUCUGCUGAAGGUUUGCGGCGAAGAUUUAGGUGCGCAUUGCGUAAAUGUGACAAUGGGUUGCGGCACUUUGGGUUGCUUAUGCCUACUCAGAUCUGAAGGGUGUAGCAGCUGGUUAACUCUCGGUGGUUUACGGUGAAGGUGUGCAGCAGAUGGUUAUCCAAGUGUUGCAGUUGACAGGAGGGUGCAUUUACUGCGGUUAAAUGCAGUUGACAGGAGGGGGCAUUUACUGUGGUUAAAUGCAGUUGUCAGUUGGGGGCAUUUACUGCGGUUAAAAUGGGUUGUGGCACUUCAGGCUGCCGCCGUCAACUCAGAUGAUUCUAAAAGCUGUACCAGCUGGUUAACUCUCGGUGGUUUAGGCUGGACUUGUGCAGCAGAUGCUUAUCCUCGCGGGCUUUCACUGUCGGUCAAGCGCACAUAUUUUCUCCUUCCUUUGCUCCUUGGUAGCAGUAGCAAGGCAGGCGGAAGGGCUACUGUGAAGACUGGUCUUCUUAGCUUGGGUUAACGCGGGGGGUUUGCAGCAUUUUAGGUUGCUGCCGUCAACUCAGAUCUGAAGGGUGUACCAGCUGGUUAACUCUCGGUGGUUUAGGAAGGAGGUUUGCAGGAGAUGCUUAUUAAGGGUUAAGGGCGCUCAUUGCCGUUCAAGCGCACAUUCUUUCUCCUUCAUUGCUGGAGAUGCUUAUUAAGGGUUAAGGGCGCUCAUUGCCGUUCAAGCGCACGUUCUUUCUCCUUCAUUGCAGGAGAUGCUUAUGAAGGGUUAAGGGCGCUCAUUGCGGUUCAAGCGCACAUUCUUUCUCCUUCAUUCACUGAGUUCCACUCCUCUUUAGCUGUAAGAAUGUGCGCUUGAACGGCAGAUCAAGAGGGUCGGACACAGAUCAAGACUGUAGCGGAAGGGCUACAGUGAAGACGGGUCGUCUGAACUUGGGUUAAAAUGGGGUGCAGCACAUGGAGCUGCUCACAUUUACUCGGAUCAAGAGGGUCGGACACGAUGAUGAACCGUUUGCGUGAUUUGCGGCUGAAGAUGGAAGAGGGGGAAGGGCGGGGGGGGGGGGGGGAUGGAUAAACAAUUCCCAAGGGAAAGCAUUUGGUCUUUAAAUUCCACGACACCGGCUGAAGGGGGGGUGUAUUGGAGUGGAGGGUUCAAAACACGGUGGCCUAGGCUGAAAGGGUGGAGUACUCAGACUGGGUAACCAGAGUUAAAUCACCAGUCAGUUUCCCGCCGACCUUGAUCCACAAUGCCAGUUAGCGUGGUGGAGGGGAGGAGUGCGGUUCUGGCCUACAGCCAAAGAUAAGGCUUGCAGCGGCUGCGAUGAUCAUGUCCACAACAGUUCGCUUCUUUUUUCGGCCAUGCAGCACAGCUCAUCCGGAAAAUUCGGCUUGGACGUACGGGGGGUGUAAAUGAGGUGCUCCGCAUGAGUUGCUUUCCAUGACUGGCUAGCUAACUGGUAAACCACAUGGGUUAACCCUCCUUGGUCAAUCUUAAGGGGGGGGGGGGGGGGGGGGGGGGGGGGGGGGCUAGGUGGAAACGGCAUCUUGCGGACUAUUGGUAUUGGGCUGGAAAGCAGGAAGGGUGGGGGGGGAAGGAGGGAGUGGGGAGUGAGAAUACGACACGUUGGGCUGAACGAUGAUGGCACAGCUAAGGCAGCAGCCAGGAAUGCCGGGUUCAGGGGGUCUGGGAGUGCCAUUAGGGGUGGGUGCUGGCCUUGGUGAUGUUUCGGGAAUAAACUCGCUGAUGAACGCGCAGCGUUCAGCUGUGGACCUUGCAAACAUUCACCCGUCACUUUAUGCGGCCGUGAAGUCGGAGCCUGCCAGCUCAAUCACCUCUUUUCAGGGGCGUGAUGCACAUUCUGUAGUCGCAGCCUCGGGUUUGCAUAGUGCCCUUCCAUCCUCUGCUGCACUCUCAUCUGCCUCUUCCGCCUUGACAGGGCCUCUGGGGGUGCAGUCCGGGUUGUCGGUUCAGUCGGUACAGUCCGUGCAGUCAGUGCAGUCCGUAGAAUCACAUCAGAGUCACCAUCGCCACCAGCAGCAGGAACAGCAGCAGCAGCAACAGCAACAGCAGCAGCAGCAGCACCAGCAGCAGCAACAGCAGCAGCAGCAGCAGCAGCAGCAGGCGCAGGUUGGGUCGUCGGGUCCGGUUGGUGUGCCCACCACCAACAGUGGCAGACUACAAGGCCCCCCUCCCCCCCCAGACGAGAAUUCGGGAACGACCUCAAGUAGUCUUCCGAAUGAAGGGAAGGUGCACUCUGUAGGGUCACUCAGCCACGGUGGUGUGGGCGCUGGCACGGGGGGUGGGGGUAGUAGCGGUGGGGCUGGUGGCGUUGCGAGUAACGGUACUGGUGUUACUAGUGGUGGUUCUGGGGCGCCUGUCGGGAGCACUGCUGCAAGGGGUGGAGCCGGUGGACGGGACGCUGGUCAGGGUGCUGGCCCUGGUGCAACUGGAGGGGGAGGGAGUGGCAGUGGCAGUAUGAUGCACUGCGGGAACACCCUCGGGUCAAACAAUGCCGGGAGGUCGCCGAUGCCUUCUUCUGUUUCGGGUGCUUGUCUUCAACGCCUCAUGCAGUUCAUCCGGGCGCAAAGACUUCGUCCGCCUAACAAUAGCAUCGAGUUUUGGCGGCAAUUUGUCGCGGAGUUUUUUGCACCGGGCGCCACCAAACGCUGGUGCCUAUCUAAUUACAAUAUGAAUUCGCGUCCGGCUAAUCAGGUGAACGAAACCUGGUACUGCGGACUCUGUGGUCAGCAACCUGGACGAGGGGGUGGCUUCUCAUCGACAACGGACAUCAUGCCGAGGCUUUUUAAGGUCAAGUACGAAAGUGGGCUCGAAGAGGAGGUCAUGUUCCUGGACUUAGCGGAGGACUACGUACAGGAACCUGACAAGUUGGUUCUGGAAUUCCCUCGGGCGGUGCAUGAAUCUGUCUUUCAGGAGCUACGGGUUGUGAGGUACGGUCGGUUGAGGGUUACUUUUACGACCGGCCUCAAGAUUUGGCUGUGGGAGUUCUGCACAGAGUACCACGAGGAGAUCAUUCCAAAGAAGAGCGUCCUCCAGCAGCUGAAUCAUCUGACAGCGCUUGCACGUGAGAACACAGCAGGCUUUCAGACGAAUAUCACCAAGUUACGGGUGCACUGCAACCAACUGGCGAUGGCGGUGCGCGAGCUGGGAGCGAAGCUCGAUACCCCGAACGUCAAUGAUUUCGGAUUCUCGAAGAGAUAUGUGAGGUGCCUUCAGAUUGCCGAGGUGGUUAAUUGCAUGGCGGACUUGUUCGACUACAACGAGAAACAUGGAGGAGCAGGGCCAAAGGCCUGCCUUCAGAAUUUCCCGAGGCGGACGGCAUCUACGACGACGACUGUGCACGAGGACGCGCCCUUGGCCGGCCCGGGGUCCACCUCCUCGUCCUCCAGUUUCUCGCAGAUGACAUCUCCUUCAGCGGUUCCGAGCCACUCCCAGGCACAUACAGUGGCCGCAGUCGCUCAGGCCGCCUUGCAUGCACAGGUAGCACAUGCGCAAGCGCAAGCCCGCGCUCAAGCACAGGCUCAAGCUCAGGCACAAUCGCAGUCCAAUUCCCAAGCUUCACACCUUAGCGGAAGCCAGUCGAGCGGAGGCGUAGGAAUGACCGUGCCAGUGCCUCCCAGCAGUCUUCUUGGGCAAUUGCAGCAACAGCAGCAGCAGCAGCAGCAGCAACAGCAGCAGCAGCAGCAGCAGCAGCAGCAACAGCAACAUCAGCAGCAUCAGCAGCACCAGCACCAGCAUCAGCAGCAACAGCAACAGCAACAGCAACAGCAACAGCAACAGCAGCAGCAGCAGCAGCAGCAGGAGCAGCAGCAGCAGCAGCAAGUGGCUGCAGCAGCGGCUGCUGCUGCUGCUGCCCAGCAGCAGCAUGCCGUGGCCCAGCACCAUGCGGCACAGCAGCUCCACCACCAGCAGCAACAGCAGCAGCAGCAGCAGCAACAUCAGCACCUUGUCCAGCAACACCUUUUAAAUCAACUUCAUCUGCGGCAGCAGCAGCAGCAGCAACAGCAGCAGCAGCAGCAGCAGCAGCAGCAGCAUGCCCAGGCUCAAGCACAGGCAGUGCAUCAACACCAACAUCAACUCCAGCAGACCCUUCUGCAGCAGAUGCAGAUGCUUCCUAGCCAGCAGCUACUGGCCGGUCAGCAGCAGGCGUUGAGUGCGGCCGUGCAUCAGCAGCAGCAGCAGCAACAGCAGCAGCACCAGCAAAGUUUGUUGCUCUCGCAGCUCCAGCAUCUGAACCGGCUCAGUCAGCUGGGCGUGUCCAUGGGCCUGAAUAAUCCUGCAGCAGUCGGGUUGUCACCGAACUUGCCUGUCAGUUCUUCAGGCAAUGGCCCUGGGGGGGUGAAUCUCGGUGCCGGAAACCUCUUACUCUCUCAAGGCCUCGACAGCACUCAGCAGUUUGGCAAUAACCUAGCAGUUCAAUUAGCUGGUCUGGGUGCUCUUAAUCCUCAGCAGCAACAACUGGCGCGUCUUCUCAGCCAACUUCCCAAUGCCUCACAGAGCGAGGUUGCGGACAGUCUGCGCUCGAACCAAUGACUUUCACAGACCGAGUGUAGAGGAAAGGUAUGAAGGAGUGCAGCUGAUGAUGACCUGUGUUCGAACUCUUGACCGGGGAUAAAGGAAAGAUAUGAAGGGCCCCUACGGAUGACUCUCUUUCGUGGCGGGGKGGGGGKUGUAGCGCGGAGCAGGCAGUCACUCACUUCCCACCGCCCUCCCCACCGUUUGUCAUUUGGGCAUCGAGUCGAAAUGGGUGCACAGAUGCAUAGUGUCGAUGGCCAGCCGUGGAGGGGUGGUUGUUUUGUAUAUGGCUAUUCUUGUGGGGGUUGUACCGGAGCAGGCAGACACUCACUUCCCACCGCCCUCCCCACCGUUUGUCAUUUGGACAUGGAGUUGAAAUGGGUACGUACAGAUGCGUAGUGUCGAUGGCCGGCGGUGGAGAGGUGUUUGUUUUGUAUAUGGCUAUUCUUGUGGGAAGGCACGUGUCAAACCAGCAACACGGAUGAGUCGGGUCUUCUGGUGAAGGCUGAAGGUGGACUGCAAACAUGGCUGUUCUCCCUUGAUCUAGUCAAGGGGUUGAGGGGGGAUGGAUAUCCUCCUUUCUGCUCCAAUAUGGUGUUGUGGUGCUGUAGUUAAUCUCCUGCAGUCGGUUUCAAGGAGUCGGAGAAUGUGGAGUUUCUCGUGCACACGAAUGUCAGCUGUCCUAACCUGGGCUGAUGGUGGUGGUCCAAACAGAGUUAGAUGCAUCUCCCUUAGCCUUGAUGUGGGCUGACGGUGUGGUCCAAACAGAGUUAGAUGCAUCUCCCUUAGCCUUGAUGUGGGCUGACGGUGGUGGUCCAAACAGAGUUAGAUGCAUCUCCCUUAGCCUUGANCUCUAAUGGGUGUAAACCCCAGAGUCAGUUUAACGGCCUUUUCAGGCUGGUGGCAGUUGGGGGAAAAGGGGUUGCAGCAAAUGGUUACUUAGCCCCUUUCACUGACAGAGGUUAACGCCAGGCGGGCGGAACUUAACCCCCUCCUUUGAUGCCAGGCUAAAGGGGUGAGGUUAGUAAAUGGGUUCUCCCCUUGACUGACCGACUUGGAAACAGUACACACCAGAUGGGCUUAAACCCCCUGAUCCAGGUUAACCCCCCUUGACUCACCGCGGUUAAACACGCAGUACACUAGAUGGGUUUGACCCCUGGAUUCGGUUUAACCCCCUUGACUGACUGUGGUGAAAACUGGAUUCGGUUUAACCCCCUCGACUGACUGUGGUGAAAACUGUACACUGGAUGCGCUUAACCCCCUGAACUGCAUCGGUUUGACCCCCUGAAUUCGGUUUAACCCCGGCUCGACUAACUGUUGGUAAAACAGAACGCCCCAGUCGGGGUUAAUCCCCUGAUCCGGGCUGAAGCAGUGAGGUGCAGCAAGUGGGUAUUUCCCUUUGACUGAUCGAGGAUAAAACAGUCCACGCCAGGUUGGUUAUCUCCUUGACUAGGGUUCACAGGCUUUUACCUUCCUGCACUGGAGCUAUAAGGUCCUGAGGAGCAGGAGCAGAUGCUUCAUUCCUCUCGUCGACUGGUUGAGGCUUCAACAAACAGUUUAGACCAGAUUGGUUAUCUCCUUGACAAGGGUUAACAGGCUUUAGCUUCGGUCCUCUUAGACUAUAAGGGUUAAAAGGUUGUGUAGCUUCAUGGCUGUGCUCGAGCUAUAAGGGCUUAGGGGAGUGCAGCAGCAGAAGGCUCGGGCCUCUUAGACUGGAAGGGUUUCACAGCCUGAUCCUGUCCCCUUAACUCGGGUUAAAGGGGUGUACAGAUGUGUAUGGUCGGAAGGGAUGUAGGACGGAUGAUGGGUUGUUGCUAGUGACUUGAUACAUAUGGCGUCAAUUCCGGUGAAAGGGUUAGCGAGAGCGAGGGGCAUAGCAGUACGCAUUUCGUAAUCGUUAUUUAGGCGUGAAGAGGUGCUAGGAACGGCCUCCCGUCGUCUAUAUUAUUCUGCCAGGCAUCCUUUCAGGGGAUGGGUAAUUUACUCUUCUUCCUCCGGAUUGCCGUUUGGGCGUUCCUCCCCCCUUUGUUUUCGGCUUUCCUUCUUUGAAAGCAUUGGGCCAAGUUGUGUCCGUCGUCCCGCUGGUCAUUUCAUGGAUGAACCGGCCUGCUUGCGCCCUGCUAAAUUCAUUCACGCAUCAUGAUGGGAAAAACUGUAGGACGUCCACGAAGCAGGGAAAGGCAUUGGCGGUUUGACCAAUCAACCAUAUUUUCUUUU